This is a messenger RNA of Lemur catta (Ring-tailed lemur), 2228 nucleotides long. RefSeq names its product kelch domain containing 8A (gene KLHDC8A). Gene Ontology annotation, molecular function: protein binding. Bases 277 to 1329 code for a protein of 350 amino acids. The record is from RefSeq and is a predicted model, not a curated record. NCBI's taxonomy places the organism in Eukaryota, Metazoa, Chordata, Mammalia, Primates, Lemuridae. The transcript has 6 exons.
GCUGCUUUGAGGAAGGUCUAUGGCUUCAAUCUUCCUGAUCACCCCAUUCUGAUUCCGUGACAAUUCAAGUUGAGGGCCAGGCGCGGACGCCACCGGACCGCGGGGACUGGAGGGACGCUGAGGCGCCGGCUGGCGUCGGGCGGGAGCCUGCGCUCGGGAACGAGAUGGAGGCGGCGAGAGGGGACGCGGGAGCCGGCACCGAGUAGCCGGCGGAACCCCCGGCUCACACCUGCCCCGGCGCCCGGGCGCGCGGCGGGCGGGGUCCCCGGGGCUGCCAUGGAGGUGCCUAACGUCAAGGACUUCCAGUGGAAGCGCCUGGCACCACUGCCCAGCCGCCGGGUCUACUGCUCCCUGCUGGAGACCGGGGGACAGGUCUAUGCCAUCGGGGGAUGUGACGACAACGGCAUCCCCAUGGACUGCUUUGAGGUCUACUCCCCCGAGGCUGACCAAUGGACGGCCCUGCCUCCCCUGCCCACAGCCCGGGCCGGGGUGGCCGUCACUGCCCUGGGGAAGCGGAUCAUGGUGGUCGGGGGUGUGGGCACCAAUCAAUUGCCCCUGAAGGUCGUGGAGAUGUACAACAUCGAUGAGGGCAAGUGGAAGAAGAGGAGCGUGCUACGAGAGGCCGCCAUGGGCAUUUCGGUCACGGCCAAAGAUUACCGAGUAUACGCAGCAGGUGGGAUGGGCCUGGACCUCCGUCCACAUAACCACCUCCAACACUAUGAUAUGCUCAAGGACAUGUGGGUGUCACUGGCACCCAUGCCCACCCCGAGAUAUGCUGCCACCUCCUUCCUCCGAGGCUCCAAGAUCUAUGUGCUGGGGGGACGACAGUCCAAGUACGCGGUCAAUGCUUUCGAGGUCUUUGACAUCGAGACUCGCUCCUGGACCAAGUUCCCCAACAUUCCCUGUAAGCGGGCCUUCUCCAGCUUCGUGACCCUGGACAACCGCCUGUACAGCCUGGGAGGCCUGCGGCAGGGUCGGCUCUACCGGCAGCCCAAGUUCCUGCGGACGAUGGACGUGUUUGACAUGGAACAGGGGGGAUGGCUGAAGAUGGAACGUUCAUUCUUCCUCAAGAAACGGCGGGCAGACUUUGUGGCCGGCUCUCUGGGUGGACGAGUGAUAGUAGCCGGGGGACUUGGGAACCAACCCACUGUCCUGGAGACGGCAGAAGCAUUCCACCCGGGGAAGAACAAAUGGGAGACCCUCCCCGCCAUGCUCACACCCCGCUGCGCCUGCUCCAGCAUCAUCAUCAAGAACUGCCUCCUGGCCGUGGGGGGCGUCAACCAGGGUCUGAGCGACGCGGUGGAAGCCUUGUGUGUCUCGGACUCCUAGCUGUCCCUGGCCUAGCACCUUUGCCCUGGACCAUAUCACUCUACUUCUGACAUGAGGAAUGACAUUGUCGAAACAGUCUGGGCUACUUCCCAGGGUGCCAGCUCCUGUUAGCAGCCAGUGGGGUCUGGCCCUGGGGCUCCAGGUCACCUCUCUCCAUCUCCAAACCCUGUGCAUCCCAGAAAACUGUAAGAAGUGCACAUGGCUCCACCAGCCCCAGGUUGUGGCUGAGCUGACCCCUGGGGAGAGUCCCCACUUACUGCAUAGGCACAGGAAGGCACAGGAAUCUCUCCUGCCUCUCCCCUGUGAGUUCCACCCCACCCCACCCCCAUCUCCAAGAGGCAGGUAGUGCAGUUCUGGCCCAGAGGGUAAGGUGUUUUGCUGUCCUUUCCCCAGCUCUGAACUUGUUUGAGGGUCUCUUUGGAUGAAAAAUGGGGAAGGAUUGGUGGGGGAUCCCACACCCCUUUCCUCUCCCUUGGUCUACAUCCCUUCCCCAUUUGGUAGUCAACUAUGGGCCCACCCUGGACCUCAUGUACUCAGCAAGAAUUGGACUUGAAGCUAGAGGCAGCUGCGUUGGAAGGGAAGUUGGGCUCACGUGGGUAGACAGGACAGCAGCCUUGGCAGGAAGAAACCCCUUCCUCUUGGGGUCCUUGCUGGACGUGUGACAAUGGGGAGCGAGCAGACUCCCAGCCCUGGGUCUUCUCCCCAUAUCUCUCUUCAUUCCAUUCCGCCUUCUGUCACGCCCUACCCACCAGAGCCCUGGCCCUUUUAUCACGGAAGGUCCCCAGAGUGUUUCUGCGUGAAACCUUCUCAUUUACACUGUGGCAUCAAAAUCCACAAAAGAUGGAUUCAUUGCACUCUGGUCAAUAGCAGCAGCACAAUGAUUAAAAUCUAUAUUCCUA